CCCCAUGUUUUUACACGUGGCAACAACCCAUUAAUCUUAGCUAAAACCUCAAUAAAUAACUGACUGUACCUGACUUUUCAUAGUGUCACAGGCAUAACACCAGCCAGCCCAACUCAAGCUCUCGACUGCUCUUUCUUCUUGUCUCUUCUCUUGUUCAAGUAAUUUGGUUUCUGCAAUACUUUUUCCUUUUUCUUUCUUUCUUUCUUCCAUAGAUGGACUCUGUGUUUCUUGAUAUUGGCUGAUUCUAAUUUACAUAAGCAAGUGACGGGAAUUCGGCACUUUUUAUUGAUUAGAAGGAUUUGUGUUCUGAGAGGACUAAGGCUAAUAAUAAAGCUGAAUUCCCGGCCUGGAUCUUAGUCCAGGAAGUGUGGAAGGCAAGUAUGGAACCGUUGUGUGAGUUCUGUGGGACGGUAAGGGCAGUAGUUUAUUGCAAAUCAGACUCGGCGAGGCUGUGCUUGCAGUGUGACGGAUUUGUACAUUCUGCAAAUUCUUUAUCCCGAAGGCAUCCUCGUUCACUUCUCUGUGAUAAGUGCAACUCGCAGCCUGCAAUUCUCCGGUGUUUAGAUGACAAGUUGUCUAUUUGUCAAACCUGUAAUUGGAAUAAUGCAAAUGGUUGCUCGAGCUUGGGGCAUCGCCUCCAAGCGUUGUCUUGUUAUACGGGACGACCUUCUUUGGUAGAGUUUUCCAGGAUUUGGUCUUCUGUUCUUGAUGCUUCUCCUUCUACAACAACUAGUUAUGAUCCUGCAGAAUUGGGGACGUCACUUGCUUCUCUACCAGGAAAUGAGAAUUCCAUGAUUAGUAGUUGUUUGAAGCACGAGGAUAAUGAAGGCUGCUUUGGACUGUUAACUAGCAAGUUGAAUGAAUUAGAACCUUGGAUGGGGCCGCCUACUGUCGACCCACUGGGUCCGAAUUCCAUCCCUUAUUGUAGAGAUCAAGUGUCUCUCUUGCCAGAGGACUCAAACAUGCCAAAGGGUUGCUGCAAUUUCAAAGAUCUUGAAAUUCAUGACAAUGAAGAUCUAUGUGAAGGUCUCAACAUGGAUGAUGUUGCAUUAAUGAACUUUGAAAAUGGUGAUGAGAUAUUUGGAUGUCCUCAAGGUCACACCAGAUACCAGCUGGGGGAUGUUGGAAAGGAUUGUAUUUUAAUGGAGAAAAAUUUAUCAGUUACUGAAUCUAACAAUGGUCCUGUCGAGAAUGCUAUAGAGGUAACAUCAUCAGGACAGCAGGACUGCAUCACAUUCCAAUCCCCUCAGGUCGCCUGUUCAGCUGGUAUGAUGCAGGCAAUGAAUGGGAGCACUAGUUGCUUAUUUAUGAACCCAAGUUGCAACAGAAGUAUUAAUCUUGGAUUUCCCACUGGUACUGGACAAGUUCAUUCAAGCAUAUCUCUUUCACUAUCCAAUAUCACUGGUGAGAGUAGUGCUGCUGAUUAUCAAGAUUGUGGAUUAUCACCGGUGUUUUUGGCUAGUGAGUCCCCAUGGGAAUUGAAUUUGGAGACAAGCUGUCCACAAGCAAGGGACAAGGCUAAGAUGAGAUACAAUGAAAAGAAGAAGACACGAACGUAUGUGUGUGAUUCAACUCCAAUUACAUUUCAGGUUAUUGUAUGCAUUUCCAGAGGCUUUCAGCUUGUGGGUUCUGACAGAUUUUGCAAAAUUGUGAUGUUUUAUAGAUUUGGUAAGCAAAUCAGAUAUGCCUCUCGUAAAGCCAGGGCUGAUACUAGAAAACGUGUCAAAGGUAGAUUUGUAAAAGCUGGUGAAGCAUAUGAUUAUGACCCUCUUGUUCCAAGGAAUUUCUGAUCAGCCAUAUUGCUAAAUCUUUGCCCUUUACAUAAGAGUACAAAGGGUGAAAAUUUUAAGGUCUGAUGAUUCUUUCUAGGUUUUCAAGAGGGGUUGAGAAUAAUGGAUUUGAAGUUUUUCUUUAUAUUAAUAGUGCUGGAAUUCGCUGUGGAUCGAUUUGAGUUCUAAACGCUCAUCACAUUUGCGGCAACCUGUAAACUACAUCAAACUGUUAUCUUCUAUUAUGGUACUCAAAUCCUUGCAAUGGAUAAUGAUACUUCUCUAAAUGUAUCAUCCCUGCAUUCCACUCAGAAUAAUUUUCUUCACAAUUUACUGAUCAGUUUCUUACUCUUUGCUUGGGGCAUUUGUAAAGGAUAUUCAUCCUGGGGACACAAAUGGUGAAGAACAUCAAGAUGUUCAUAGCAUUCUAUUGGAGACCUUAUAGUUCCUUUGCUUUUGCUACCCUUGUCAUAGAGUACAAGUCUUUGUGCAAUUCAAUUUUGGUUACUCUAGGUGGACUGUCUAUCCAUUUCUGUUCCAUUGUAAUAAACUUUGAUUGAAUCUGUAGCUAUUACAUUGAAAUUUUGCUUGUAAUAAACUUUGUUUGGUAUUUAGUUACUAAUAAUUGAAAAAAAAAAUUCACUUUG
This is a messenger RNA of Hevea brasiliensis (rubber tree), 2416 nucleotides long. RefSeq names its product zinc finger protein CONSTANS-LIKE 12. The transcript has 6 exons. NCBI's taxonomy places the organism in Eukaryota, Viridiplantae, Streptophyta, Magnoliopsida, Malpighiales, Euphorbiaceae. Bases 381 to 1790 code for a protein of 469 amino acids. The record is from RefSeq and is a predicted model, not a curated record. Gene Ontology annotation, molecular function: protein binding; zinc ion binding.